Molecule: messenger RNA, 1290 nt
Organism: Penicillium longicatenatum
Lineage: Eukaryota; Fungi; Ascomycota; Eurotiomycetes; Eurotiales; Aspergillaceae
Exons: 1
Coding region: 1-1290 (429 amino acids)
Biological process (GO): L-tyrosine catabolic process; L-phenylalanine catabolic process; homogentisate catabolic process
Molecular function (GO): fumarylacetoacetase activity
Source: RefSeq, a predicted model, not a curated record
AUGUCUUCCUGGCUUCCGAUCCCGAAGACUUCACCUUUCUCCCUGCAAAACAUCCCCUUUGGGAUUAUUUCAACUCGCCUCAAUGAAGCAAAAGUACCCGCAGUUGCAAUCGGUGAUCACGUCUUGGACUUGAACGCGUUUUCUCUCACGGGUGGCUUCGAUGAGUUACCGAUGAUCCAUCCUCAUAUCCACGUCUUUCGCCAAUCGACUUUGAACGACUUCGCAGCCCUUGGCCGACCGUACCACAGAGCCGUUCGCGCUUAUCUGCAAUCAGUGUUCAAGACCGAUACACCUUUUCCUGCUCUCCUCAAGGAUAACCAGGCCGCCCAGGAUAGUGCGCUGCAUCUGCUGUCCGAUGUCACCAGCCACAUGCCGCUGCGCAUUGGAGACUAUAGUGACUUCUAUGGCUGCGUCAAUCAUGCAGUCAAUGUGGGAACCCUGAUGCGAGGCCCAGACAACGCACUGCAGCCCAACUAUAAGCAUCUCCCCGUUGCGUACCAUGGCCGAGCAUCAUCCAUUGUGGUAUCCGGCACGCCCAUCCGUCGCCCGAACGGGCAGAUCCUGCCCGCUCCGAAUUCAAACCCUCAGCUCAUGCCCUGCAAGAGAUUGGAUAUUGAGCUAGAGAUGGCCGCAUUCAUAUCUACUCCGAAUGAGAUGGGCGAGCCCAUCCCAAUUAGUCGGACCGAGGAUCAUAUUUUUGGGUUGGUAUUAAUGAAUGACUGGUCAGCUCGCGAUAUUCAGGCCUGGGAAUACAUUCCCCUUGGCCCGUUCAAUGCUAAGAACUUCGCGACGACAAUAUCUCCCUGGGUUGUUCUUAUUGACGCUCUGGAGCCGUUCCGUACGCGCCUGGCAGACCUUACUGAAGGCGGCCCAUCCCUCUCCUACCUGCGCGGGCAGGGGAAGAGCGGGUUUGAUAUCGACCUCGAGGUGGAACUUACCACGCAGAGUGGAGCUCCAACGAUUUUGUCCAAGACCAAUUCGAAGAACCUCUCUUACUCGUUCAACCAGAUGGUUGCGCACCAUACGAUUGGAGGAUGCAACAUGAACCCGGGCGAUCUCCUUGGUAGUGGCACGAUUUCUGGCACAAUGUCGGGAUCCGAGGGCAGUCUUCUAGAGAAAACGAAGGGCAAGGGCAAGACCCCGAUCUCGCUUUCUGAUGGAGGUAAGAGGUUCUUUGUCGAGGACGGGGACACGAUUACCAUCCGUGGACUUGCUGGAACGGAGGGCAACUAUGUUGGUUUUGGGGAGUGCGUGGGAACGAUUCUCCCUGCUUUCUCAGUGGAGAAUUGA